Messenger RNA from Larimichthys crocea (large yellow croaker), 811 nucleotides. RefSeq names its product arachidonate 12-lipoxygenase, 12R-type-like. Gene Ontology annotation, molecular function: oxidoreductase activity, acting on single donors with incorporation of molecular oxygen, incorporation of two atoms of oxygen; metal ion binding. Lineage: Eukaryota; Metazoa; Chordata; Actinopteri; Sciaenidae. The transcript has 3 exons. The annotation marks the transcript as partial. The record is from RefSeq and is a predicted model, not a curated record. Gene Ontology annotation, biological process: lipid oxidation.
AGGCUUGGAAACAGCUUUGGUGCACGAUCGAAAGACGAAACACUUUAGCACAAGACAAAGGGAGACGCAGACAAUCAGACCAGUGACACAUGAGGAAGGGCAAGUGACCUGAAACGAGAGGGCAGGUAAAUAUCAAAAUAAAACAGGAAAUGACGAGACAGAACAAAAACCCAGCUUGACCUCACCGCGGUGUGACAAUAAAUGCCUUUGAGAGACUGUCCAAUGAGAGAAAGCUCCAGCACUUUUUUCUUACCCAGUAUGUGUGUGUUUGCAUCAGAGUUUUGUAUGGAGCAUUGGAAGGAAGACUGGUUCUUUGGCUACCAGUGUAUGAAUGGCUCUAACCCAAGGAUGAUCCAGAGGUGCAAGAAACUGCCAGAUAACUUUCCUGUCACCGCAGACAUGGUGCAGAACUCCAUGGCUGCCAGAACCAACUUGGACAAAGAACUCAAGGCAGGAAAUAUCUACUUGCUAGACUAUGCCAUCAUUGAUGGUGUUCCCACCAACACCAUCAGGGGUAAACCUCAGUACAUUGCUGCUCCACUCUGUCUGCUGUACCAACACCCAGAUGGACUUAUACCUAUCGCUAUUCAGCUAGAGCAGACUCCAGGCCUGGACGCACCCAUAUUUCUGCCAAGAGACCCCCCCCUGGCCUGGCUAUUGGCCAAGAUGUGGGUGCGUCACGCUGAGUUCCAGGUGUUCCAGCUGCUGUCUCACCUGCUCAGGACUCACCUGGUCAUAGAGGUAUUUUGUGUGGCUACUCUGAGACAGCUGCCUGCUGUCCACCCAAUAUAUAAGGUAAACAUCCGCACAC